This is a messenger RNA of Hippopotamus amphibius kiboko, 5591 nucleotides long. RefSeq names its product transmembrane protein 209 (gene TMEM209). The record is from RefSeq and is a predicted model, not a curated record. The transcript is spliced from 15 exons. Bases 149 to 1786 code for a protein of 545 amino acids. Lineage: Eukaryota; Metazoa; Chordata; Mammalia; Artiodactyla; Hippopotamidae. Gene Ontology annotation, cellular component: membrane.
AUCUUUGUGCUUCCUGGGCUCGGAGUCCACGCGGGCCGUGGGAGUUCCGCGCCUGCGAACCUAGCGAGGGUUCAGCCAAAGGGGGAUAUGGCCAGACCUCCCACUACCCAUAGUGGAAGAGAGGAAAGAAGCCGUAGGGAUUGCUAAAAUGCAAGGGGAGCCAAACCCUAGUGCUUCCCUUAUUGACAGAACCAUCAAAAUGAGGAAAGAAACAGAAGCUAGAAAAGUGGUUUUAGCCUGGGGACUCCUAAAUGUAUCUAUGGCUGGAAUGAUAUAUACUGAAAUGACUGGGAAACUGAUUAGUUCAUAUUAUAAUGUGACAUACUGGCCCCUCUGGUAUAUAGAGCUUGCCCUUGCAUCUCUCUUCAGCCUAAACGCUUUAUUUGAUUUUUGGAGAUAUUUCAAAUACACUGUGGCACCAACAAGUUUGGUUGUUAGCCCUGGACAGCAAACACUUUUAGGGUUGAAAACAGGUGUGGUACAGACUACUCCUCCACGUGAUCUGGCAGCAACCCAGAUCCCUCCCUCUCCACCUUCUCCUUCAAUUCAGGGUCAGAGUGUGUUAAGUUACAGCCCAUCUCGCUCACCCAGUACCAGCCCCAAGUUCACCACCAGCUGUAUAACUGGAUACAGCCCUCAGCUGCAAGGUCUGUCGUCAGGUGGUAGUGGUUCUUAUAGCCCUGGAGUGACCUACUCACCCAUCAGUGGUUAUAACAAGUUGGCAAGCUAUAGUCCCUCUCCUUCUUCUCCAUACCCUACCACUGUUGGACCAGUGGAGAACAGUGGAUUGAGAUCUCGCUACCGUUCUUCACCCACUGUCUACAACUCCCCUACUGACAAAGAAGACUAUAUGACAGACCUCCGAACCUUGGAUACUUUUCUUAGAAGUGAAGAGGAGAAACAGCAUAGAGUUAAGCUGGGAAGCCCAGAUUCUACUUCGCCUUCCACCAGUCCUACUUUCUGGAACUACAGUCGUUCUGUGGGGGAUUAUGCACAGACUUUAAAGAAGUUUCAGUAUCAGCUUGCAUGUAGGUCUCAGGCCCCAUGUGCUAACAAAGACGAAGCCGAUCUCAGUUCUAAACAAGCUGCAGAGGAGGUGUGGGCAAGAGUGACUAUGAAUCGACAACUUCUUGAUCACAUGGAUUCGUGGACAGCUAAGUUCAGAAAUUGGAUCAAUGAGACAAUAUUAGUGCCACUUGUACAAGAGAUUGAGUCUGUCAGCACACAGAUGAGGCGAAUGGGUUGUCCAGAGCUGCAAAUAGGAGAAGCUAGUAUUACUAGCUUGAAACAGGCUGCUCUGGUCAAAGCUCCACUCAUUCCAACUCUGAAUACAAUCGUGCAGUAUCUAGACCUCACGCCAAAUCAGGAAUACUUGUUUGAAAGGAUCAAAGAACUUUCUCAAGGAGGCUGUAUGAGCUCGUUUCGUUGGAAUAGAGGUGGAGACUUCAAAGGUCGCAAGUGGGAUACAGACCUGCCCACUGAUUCUGCUAUCAUCAUGCACGUAUUUUGCACCUACCUCGAUUCCAGAUUACCUCCACAUCCUAAAUACCCUGAUGGAAAAACAUUUACUUCUCAGCACUUUGUUCAGACACCAAAUAAACCAGAUGUGACAAAUGAGAAUGUUUUUUGCAUUUAUCAGAGUGCUAUCAACCCUCCCCAUUAUGAGCUAAUCUACCAGCGUCAUGUCUACAAUCUUCCAAAGGGCCGAAAUAAUAUGUUUCAUACGUUGUUAAUGUUCCUCUACAUCAUAAAGACCAAAGAGUCAGGAAUGCUUGGUUUUAUUUAGGUGUCCUGUUUUAUACAGGUUCUAGUACUGCACUGUCCAAUACAGCAGCUGCCAGCCACAUGUGGCAUUAAGCAUUUGAAACAUGCCUAGUCCAAAUUGAGAUGGGCUGUCAAUGUAAAAUACAUAGACUGGAAUUUGAAGACCUAGUACCAAAAAAGAAAAAGUAAAAUAUCUCAUUAAUAAUUUUGUAUAUUGAUUACAUGUUGAAAUAAUAUGUUGGAUAUACUGAGUUAAAUGAAAUGUUAUUACAAUUAUUUUCACCUGUUUCUUUUUACUGUUUAACUUUUUAAGGUUAUAUAUUUUAAUGUAAGAAAGAUUAAAUAGGAAACUCUUUUGUCAGGCGUCUAUGGUACCAUGGCUCUUUUUUCUUUAUUUUUUUAAUUACAAAAAUAAUGUAUGCUCAAUAUAGAAAUAUUUAAACAAUGUCACAGUGUAUAAACUAGAAAUUGAAAACGCCCCUCUGAUUAACUCUUUCUCAUUCCCACUCCCUCGAGAUAUCCAGUGUGUUAACAGUUUCAGGUGUAUGUUUUUAGACUACUUUCUGGGGAAAGUUGAUUUUGUUUUUAUUUUUCAUUUUGUUUAAAAAUAUAUUGUACCCAAACGUACUAUUCUGUGACCUACCUUUCAGUCUUAUGGUGUAUCUUAGAUAUUCUUCUGUCAGUAAAUAUAGACUUUUUCCCUAGAUUUUCUAGCAGUAUUUAGAAAUAUAUAGAUAUAUGAAAGAGGGAAUGUGCUAUAAAUAUAUUGUUUUGUAAUUCUUCACUUAACAGUGUUUCUGGAUGGCUGUCUUGAAGUGAGGAAUUAAUUUAGAAGUAUUUUAAAUAAAUAAUGAAUUUUGGGUUUUAAUUGAAAAUUUAUCUUUUCCUCUAAAAAUCUAAAUUGAUACUCAAUACAUAAGUAAUUUGUGAUGAUAGCAUGAAGCUUGUGUUGAGUGCCAUAUAUAGUUUGUCAUAUACGUAAAAAUAUAAAAUCUUUAAAAGGUAUUGGGUUGGCCAAAAAGUUUGUUUGGGUUUUCCAUUAACCUCUUAUGGAAAAGUCUAAACAAACUUUUUGGCCAACCAAGUACUUAGUAGGGCCAGUAAUUUACUCAGAGGCCCAAAAGAAUUUAUAUAAUUUUUCAAGUGGUUAUGUUCUCUGAAUGAGCAACUUACAUGUGGAAAAUGAAAUAUUUUAGACUAAAAGUAAUCCAUGUUUUAUUUAUUUGGGAUUUUUUUUAACCAAGGGAAAAAAUCUUUGAAAUUAUUACUUUUAAAAUAUGGUUGAUUAAUCUUUUUUAAUAUGUUUUGGGACAAUCAAAUGUUAAAAACUUCUCUCCUGUACCUUAAAGGAAAUAAGCAAGUGGCUCAAAUACAGUCCAUUUGGAAUCAUGCCUAUAACACAGCAGAUUGAUACAAAUAGAUUAUCAAUUCAGUGCCCCAUAGUUGUGCGGUUACUGGAAUGAGAUGAAUGUUUUACAUCCAAAAAGGAAAAAAAAAUCUAGACAGAAUGGGCUGCACAGUAAUUUGUGUCCUGUUUAGCAAAAGAUACCAUAAAUAAACUUUAAAACUAAAUAACAAAGUGAGACAAAACAUUAUAAUUGCAACACUUAGAGCAAAGCCAAGUUAAUAUCCAUCAUGUAUAAAGAGCAUAUAUGUUAAUUAGAAAAGAAAAAUAUAGAAAAUGGUCAAAGACACGGGAAAGACGUUUUCAUAGAAGAGUGUGCAAAUGGUUAAUAAACAUGAAAAGAUGCUUAGCCUCAUAUACAAGCAAGCCAAAAUUAAAACAUUUUUUUCUAUCAAAUUUGAGUUCCUCAUUUGCAAUGUUGGUGAGAGUAUGGAAAAAUGGGAAAACACAGUUGAUGAAAUGACCUUUUUUGAAGGGCAUUUUUGGUAACAUACUUCUAAAUUUUUUUAUCAAAAUUAAUAGAUACUCAUAAUUUUAAAAGUCACAUUAUGCUAAAAUUUCAUGACAGAAAUGAGCAGUUCCCAGUAUUCCCCAAGCCCAAGCCCGAAAGCAGCUACUUGAAACUCUUGUAGCUUUUUUUUUGUGAUAUUACUCCCAUAGUUCCAGAUAAUAGAGGUAUGUGGUUCUUCUUGGACGUUGUAGAUUAUUUUGUUAGAUGAGUAAUAUUUCUCUCUUACGGCCCUCUUCUCCUCCCCUCUUACUGUGAAUACAGUUGUAUUAUUCUGUGGAGUAGUUUUUUUCUUUUUAUUAUGCGCAGCAUGGUAUACUUUAAGCUAUAUUAAUACAGUAAAACCUUGGUUUGCAAGCAUAAUUCAUUCUGGAAACAUGCUUGUAAUCCAAAGCACUUGUAUAUCAAAGCGAAUUUCCCUGUAAGAAAUAAUGGAAACUCAGAUGAUUCGUUCCACAACCCAAAAAUAUUCGUAUAAAAAUUAUUACAAUACAGUAAUAUAAUACAAAAUAAUAAAGAAAAUACAAAAUAUAAAGAAAAACAAAUUAACCUGCACUUACCUUUUAAAACCUUCGUGGCUGGUGUGAGGAAGACAAGAGAGAGGAGGGUUGUUGUGUACGACGACUUUCACUAUCACUAAUGGAAUCACUGCUAUCUGUUGGCUCAGUGGAAUCUUUUUCUUUUCGCGCAAGUUUAACAAGGAACCUAUCGAAUGACACUUGCUUCUGCCUCCUUUUGAGGAUUUCACGGAAAUGUAACAUUGCAUUGUCGUUAAACAGAUUCAUUGCUCGCACUGCUACAGCCUUAUUCGGGUGGUGCUUUUCUAUAAAAUUUUGCACUGUUUUCCACGUUUUACACAUCUCCCUAAUCUCAUUUGAAGUGAGGGAUUCCUCCUCCUUUUCCUCCUCCUCUUCUGCAGACGAGAUCUCCUCCAUAACCUCUUGCUGUCGCUCGCGAUGCAGAUCCAUCAUUUCGUAGGUGGUCAGCUCCUUUGGCACAGUUGUGAUCAUGUGACAUUCGGCAUCACGUACUACUCGUAUUGCAAGACAUCGCUUGUAUAUCAAAUUUAAAUUUAUUAGAAAUGUUUGCUCUUCUUGCGGAACACUCACAAAACAAGUUACUCGAAUUCAGGGUUUUACUGUACUACCUAUAUGCAGAUUUACUAAAACGUCCCUAAUUAUUAGAAGACUCCUAAUUAAAAUCAAAUAGGUGAAAUUCUCUAAGAGGCCUAGCAUCUCUAAAUCCUCCAUUUUUAAAAAUUUAAUUGACACUUAAAUCCUACUUGCUAAAAUUGUCCUGUUAACUGUAUCUGUUGUAAUAAUUCUUUUUUUUCCUUUUUAAUUUAUUUAUUUUUUGGGUGCGUUGGGUCUUUGUUGCUGCACGCGAGCUUCCUCUAGCUGCGGCAAGCAGGAGCUACUCUUAAUUGCAGUGCGCGGGCUUCUUAUUGCAGUGGCUUCUUUUGUGGAGCAUGGGCUCUAGGUGCUCGGGCUUCAGUAGUUGUGGCACACAGGCUUAGUUGCUCUGCAGCAUGUGGGAUCUUCCUGAACCAGGGAUCAAACUCGUGUCCCCUGCAUUGGCAGGCAGAUUCUCAACCACUGCGCCACCAGGGAAGUCCUGUUGUAAUAAUUCUUGAGGUCCACUGAAAAAUUAGUUUUCAACACUCCAUAAAUCUAUUUAUUCUAGAUUUGUGUUUUAAGCACAGUUAAGAAAGUAAUUACUGUUACUAGAAUUCACCUGAUAAAUCAUGUGUAACAUCUUAUUGCAGAAAAGCACUAAAUGUCAAUUAAACAUGUAUCCCUUGCAAAGACUUCUGUUUUAGUUAUUUGAAAAAAGACCUUAAAACACACACACACACACACAGAAAAAAUACCUUAAAUGCUUGGCAAUCAAUUCCACUAAAACUUUUUUUUUUCU